Messenger RNA from Cynocephalus volans (Philippine flying lemur), 3598 nucleotides. RefSeq names its product leucine zipper protein 1 (gene LUZP1). Gene Ontology annotation, biological process: neural fold bending. The transcript is spliced from 4 exons. Lineage: Eukaryota; Metazoa; Chordata; Mammalia; Dermoptera; Cynocephalidae. Bases 302 to 3520 code for a protein of 1072 amino acids. The record is from RefSeq and is a predicted model, not a curated record.
CCCGAGCAGGCGCCGGCCGCUGGGACCUGAGCGCCGGAGCCCUCGGCCGGCGGGAGCGCGGGCCGGAGCCGCUGAGGUCAAGAAGAAACUGCCAUUGAAAGAUAGUGAGUGACUGUUUCCAAAACAGCAAGCAUCGGGGGAGCAGCCAGAAAUGUUAACAGGAAGCUUAAAUUACCUAAAUGACUGAUAAUGGUUUCCAGCUGCCAAAGAAGGUUGUGGAUGCCAAGAGAAAGGUAACCAUUUCUCAACCCCCUGAGUGGAAUUGGAUGCCUCUAGGAGCCCACAUUGGCUGGCAGUAGACAUGGCUGAAUUUGCAAGCUACAAGGAUACUGCCUCCAGCCGCCACCUGCGGUUUAAGUUACAGAGUCUAAGUCGCCGCCUUGAUGAGUUGGAGGAAGCCACAAAAAACCUCCAGAAAGCAGAGGAUGAGCUCCUGGAUCUUCAGGACAAGGUGAUUCAGGCGGAAGGCAGCAACUCCAGCAUGUUGGCUGAAAUUGAAGUACUACGCCAGCGGGUGCUGAGAAUAGAAGGGAAAGAUGAGGAAAUUAAGAGAGCAGAGGAUCUGUGUCAUCUGAUGAAGGAGAAACUUGAAGAGGAGGAAAACCUCACUCGGGAGCUGAAAUCUGAGAUUGAGCGGCUUCAGAAACGAAUGGCUGAAUUAGAGAAGCUAGAGGAGGCCUUUAGCAGGAGUAAGAAUGACUGUACCCAGCUUUGUUUGAGCCUGAAUGAAGAGAGAAAUCUGACCAAGAAAAUCUCCUCUGAGCUGGAAAUGCUCAGAGUUAAAGUGAAAGAACUAGAAUCUUCCGAGGACCGCCUGGAUAAAACUGAGCAGAAUUUAGUGUCAGAGUUAGAAAAGCUGAAAUCAUUAACUCUGAGCUUUGUAAGUGAGAGAAAAUACUUGAAUGAAAAGGAGAAAGAAAAUGAGAAGUUGAUAAAAGAGCUCACUCAAAAACUAGAGCAGAACAAAAAAAUUAACCGAGAUUAUACAAGGAAUGCUUCUAAUCUUCUAGAAAGGAAUGACCUGCGGAUUGAAGAUGGUAUCUCCUCCACUCUGCCGUCCAAAGAAUCGAGAAGGAAGGGCACUCUGGACUAUCUAAAGCAGGUAGAGAAUGAAACAAGAAACAAAUCAGAAAAUGAAAAAAACCAAAAUCAAGAAGACAACAAAGUCAAAGAUCUUAACCAAGAGAUUGAGAAACUUAAGACGCAAAUCAAACAUUUUGAAUCUUUGGAAGAAGAGCUUAAGAAAAUGAGGGCCAAAAAUAAUGAUCUUCAGGAUAAUUACCUAAGUGAACAAAAUAAAAACAAAUUUUUAGCCAGCCAGCUGGAGGAGAUAAAGCUCCAAAUCAAGAAACAGAAAGAGUUAGAAAAUGGGGAGGUAGAAGGAGAAGAUGUUUUCCUGUCCAGCAAAGGCAGGCAUGAGAGGACUAAGUUUAGAGGCCAUGGGAGUGAGGCAUCUGUGUCCAAGCACAUAUCCCGGGAACUGUCUCCUCAGCAUAAGCGGGAAAGGCUCCGAAACAGGGAGUUUGCUCUCAACAAUGAGAACUAUUCUCUGAGCAGCAGGCAGGUUUCCUCUCCCAGCUUCACCAACAGGAGAGCAGCCAAAGCUUCCAAUAUGGGGGCAGGUACAGACAGUGGGACUCAGGAGACAAAGAGAACUGAAGACCGAUUUGUGCCUGGAUCCUCUCAGAGUGAAGGGAAGAAGUGCAGGGAACAGCCGUCAGUGCUUAGCCGGUACCCCCCAGCUGCUCAGGAGCACAAUAAAGUUUGGAAGGGAACUCCCAAGCCAGGCACUGAGAGCGGAUUGAAGGGAAAAGCAGAGAAGACAACACGAACAUUUAGUGACACCACCCAUGGAUCUGUUCCCAAUGACACAUUGGGUAGAGCUGACAAGGCCUCUGACACCUCUGAGGCCGUCUUUGGCAAGAGGGGACAGAUGCCUGGCAAUGGAAGUCAGAUAACUCAGGCCACAGAUUCUGGCUAUUCUAAGGCUGUUGGGCCUCUGGCCUCAUCUCGAAGAUCCUCCUCAGAAGGGAUCUCUAAGGGCAAAAAGGCUGUUAAUGGUUCAGAGGCUGAUACCAGUUCCCCAAAUUCCAAGGCUCCUAUUUUAUCAAAGUAUCCUUACAGCUCCAGAAGCCAAGAGAACAUCCUUCAGGGCUUUUCAACCCCAAAUAAAGAAGGAGUUGAUCAACCUGUAGCCGUUGUGAUGGAAGACAGCAGUCAGCACGAAGCCCUGAGGUGUCGAGUCAUCAAAUCCAGUGGCACAGAAAAGCCAGACUCAGACGAUGACUUGGACAUAGCAUCUCUUGUUACUGCCAAGUUGGUGAACACAACCGUCACUCCAGAGCCCGAGCCCAAACUAUACCCUAACUCCAGAGAAAAGGCCAAAUCCCAAGGGGGACUUAGAACCUCCCUGUUUGAGAAUGAUAAAGAUACUGGGAUGGAGAAUGAAUCUGUGAAACCUGUCAAAGCUUCCACCAGUGCCACAGAAUUCCCAGAUAUCAAUGGUGCUGGGGUAAAAAGCCAAAGGCCCUUUAGCCCCAGAGAGGCCUUGCGGUCUAGAGCUGUCAUCAAACCUGUUAUCAUUGAUAAGGAUGUGAAAAAAAUUAUGGGAGGAUCUAGAGCUGAGGCUAUUUUGGAGAAACAGAAAUCCACUUCCAAACCAGGGCCAAACAAAGUGACAAGCAGCAUUACCAUCUAUCCCUCUGACAGCAGCAGCCCUAGGGCCACUUCAGGUGAGGCCCUGAGGGAAAGGCACACAUCAACCAGCAACAUCCAGGUUGGGGCACCAGAGCUUACAUCAGCUAGCAACCACGUCAGCUCCCCUUUUGAGCUCUCCAUUCACAAACAUGAUAUCACCUUGCAGCUCACAGAAGCUGAAAGAAUGGGAGAUGGGCCCCUGAAGAACAGGUCAGAAACAGUAGUCUCUCGGAGCAGCAUUAUAAUCAAGCCAUCAGAUACUGUGGAGAGGAAUAGCCAUGCACCCGCAGCAGAGACAAUCAGGUGGAAAAGCCAUAGUGCCCCUUCAGAUGAGGGCUGCUCAGACGCCAGACAUGUCACUGUACGGAAUGCCUGGAAGAGCAGGCGAGACUUGAAAUCUUUAGAAGACCCCUCUACUCGAAUAGGUAAAAACGUGGAAUCUACCAAUGCUUAUAUUCAGAGGUCUUCCACAGACUUCUCAGAACUUGAGCAGCCCAGGUCCUACCUUUUUGAGCAGGGCACCCGAAGGCUAGGAAAUUCAGGGGAUGCCCCUGAGCUCUCCUCCAGAAGGACCCAAAGUAGCCUCACCGUGUCAGAGGUGCUCACCCGUUGGAAUCGGGUUGGAGACACUGUCACAGCUACAGCCUGGAACCAUUCAGCAGGCAUGGAGGAAGGUGAAGACUGCACACUCAGUUUCCACAGGAAACUGCACAAUUCCCUGGAACGGUCCGAGCUGCCUGUGAAGCAGGGGCUGCCAGAACCUGGGCAAGUACGGGCUGAGGAACGACUACGGCCAACCAGGCUCUGUUCCGAGGAAAACUGAGCCAGCUGGGUGAGGUCUGCUGUCUCUCCUCUACUCCUGCUUCUCAGCUCUUCCACCUUCCUGCCCUGUGAAGGAUCC